Messenger RNA from Thermochaetoides thermophila DSM 1495, 2604 nucleotides. RefSeq names its product GPI transamidase-like protein. Gene Ontology annotation, biological process: attachment of GPI anchor to protein. The record is from RefSeq and is a predicted model, not a curated record. Gene Ontology annotation, molecular function: serine-type endopeptidase activity. Gene Ontology annotation, cellular component: membrane; GPI-anchor transamidase complex. Lineage: Eukaryota; Fungi; Ascomycota; Sordariomycetes; Sordariales; Chaetomiaceae. The transcript is spliced from 9 exons. Bases 1 to 2604 code for a protein of 867 amino acids.
AUGCCGCCGGCCCCAACAACCCUCAGCUUCAACACGCAUCGCGCGCGCUCCUAUGUCGUGCGGCUGCCGCUAUUCACGCGCGCCGUUCUCGCCACCAUCAUCCUGUUCUGGAUACUGGGAUUGCAGACAUGGUGGGAUGUCAGACAAUGGGGCGCGCUGAUUCCGAGUGAGAUUUCAUUCGCGACUCUGUAUCGGAUGAACACGUUCCCGUUCAUUCACCUGAAUAUUUUCCAUGUCAUUAUGAAUAUGCUGGCGCUUACCCCCCUACUGGAGCGGUUUGAGGCUGAGUAUGGCACGUUGACGACGCUGGCUCUUUUCUUUGGCCUCAUGGGAGCAAGCAUCUGGGUGUUCCUCCUCCUCGGCAUGGAAGCCAUCCGCACUUACAAGACCAACCCGUACUUCGUCCUAGGCACUCACAAUAUUCCGACCUGGACUACUCCUAUUCUCGUUCUUUUCUGCGUCAGCGCGCUCGUCCCGAGCGCCAGCUUCCUGGGCCAUCUUUCUGGCUUGAUUGUGGGCUAUGUUUGCGGCUUCGGAUACGUCAAGUACCUCGCCCCUCCCGAGAAGAUCCUGCGCUGGAUUGAGGGAAAACUCAAUCUCCUUGGACGGCUGCCGCACUACGUGAGUGUGGAUCAGAAGACAUAUGGUCGGUUCGGCGUGCUGCCCUCGACAAGCUCGCCCGUUCCGCCGGCUGUUGGGCUAGUGCAAGCUCCCCUGGAGUCGACUCCGCGGAGCAAGCGCGACAACGAGGAAGUGGCAGGACUUGAAGAGACGGGCGCACUCGAGCGGAGGCGGCACGAUGGCGCGACUACUGGUGCUCUGCGACUGCGGCGCGACCCGCGGAUUAUGAAACUGCCGCCAUACAUGUCGCUGCUGUUCGUGAUCGUCGGUGUCGUCUGGCUACUGCUGCUCCCCUUCGACCAGUACUCGCGCCGCACCUACAUCUCCGAGAACGCCCUGCUGCCCGGCCAGGUCCAUACCUACUUCAGCGGCAGCGAUCAGAACGUGCUGCGGGCAUACAAGCACGAGGUGAAUGCGCUGGUGGGGAAGAGCAAUGUCCAGAUCAAUGACAAGCUCGAGUCCAUCCUCAAGGGCAUCGGCCUCAAGACCGCCCGCCAAAACUUUACCUACCAUGCCGCCGGCCACGCAAUUUCCGGCCAGAAUCUCUACGCUAUUCUGCAAGCCCCCCGCGGCGACGCAACAGAGGCCAUCGUGCUAGUCGCCGCCUGGGAAAACGCCAAGCACGAAGUCAACCGCAACGGCAUCCCGCUGGCCCUGACUCUCCUGCGCUACUUCAAGCGCUGGUCCCUAUGGUCCAAGGACAUCAUCUUGGUCAUCACGCCCGACAGCAUCGCCGGCCCGCAGGCAUGGGUGGACGCCUACCACGACGCACACAACCCGUCACAAGUCGCCGGCCUGCCCCUCAAGUCGGGUGCCCUGCAGGGCGCCAUCGCGAUCGAUUAUGCCCAGGAAACCCGCUACGACAGCGUGCAUAUUGUAUAUGACGGCGUGAACGGCCAGCUGCCCAACCUCGACCUGAUCAACUCCGUCGUGCACAUCGCCCGUGGGCAGAUGGGCAUUGGCGUCGCGCUGCAGGAGAUGUGGCGGCAUACGGAUAGCUACCAAGACCGGCUGAGCACGAUGCUGCGCGGCAUGCUGAAACAGGGGUUGGGACUGGCCAGCGGCCCGCAUAGUAGCUUCAUGCCGUACCAUGUGGAUGCCGUCACGCUGCAGCCGUUUGGAUCGGGGUGGCAUGAUGAGAUGGCGAUGGGGCGGGUGAUUGAGGGGACGUUUAGGAGCUUGAAUAAUUUGCUGGAGCAUCUGCACCAGAGCUUCUUUUUCUAUUUGCUUAUGUCGCGCGAUCGGUUUGUGAGUAUUGGGACUUACUUGCCGAGUGCGAUGCUGGUGGCGGCGAGCUUCACGAUCAUGGCUAUUGCCCUGUGGGUUAAGAGCGGGCAGCCGGAGAAGGAAGAUGGCAAGGAGUCGGAUGAUAAGGACGUGUCGACUGCCGUCGUCGAGAGGGACUUGUUCCUGCCCCUAGGCGUGGUCAUCUUAUGCCAGUCUCUCUCUAUCAUACCACUUUAUCUGUUCAACCACGCCUCUGAAACCUUCUUAACCCCCUCCUUCCUCUUCUUCACGCUCCUCUCAACCCUCCUCCCCCACGCCCUCUCUUUCUACCUCACCUCCGCCCGCAACACCCCCGCCACGGCGCAGCACUACCAUCUCCUGAAAUCCUUCUCCCUCCUCCUCCUCGGCAUGUUCCUCUCCUCGCUCGCAACGCUCAACUUCUCUCUGUCGCUCAUCAUCGGCCUGUUGGCGAGUCCCCUCACAUUCCUCUGUUAUCCGGCCAAAACGGCCCUGGGGAGGGCCUUGUCAAUGGGCCUGCUGCAUGUGCUGAGCCCCACGACGGCCGUGUUGCUGGUUGGGUUGGCAGCUACACAGAGUGGCGGGUUGGGGGGUGUGUUGCUGGAGGCAGCAAAGGCGUGGCAUGUGUCAGGGACGUGGACGAGUCUUGUGGUGUGGUGUGUUUGGUGGCCGGCGUGGAUUGUUGGGGGGGUUGUGGUGCUGGGACGGGUGGGGGAGAGGAAGGUUAAGACCUUGUAA